Penicillium cinerascens is the source of this 357-nucleotide messenger RNA. RefSeq lists its product as uncharacterized. The record is from RefSeq and is a predicted model, not a curated record. NCBI's taxonomy places the organism in Eukaryota, Fungi, Ascomycota, Eurotiomycetes, Eurotiales, Aspergillaceae. The transcript is spliced from 2 exons. The coding region runs from base 1 to 357 and encodes 118 amino acids.
AUGUCUAUCACGGUCACCACUACCAACACGACCUCGCUAUCCGUUCUCGCCGACUAUGAAGUCCACCACAGCGGCGCGGAGGAUGCUCUCGCGCUGAACCAGUCUUCUCAGCCCCAACAAAAUUCUCUGCCAACUUGGCCGACUCAUCAUCGUCGAAUUCCGGCUUAUCGACCUACGAAUAGAGAAUUGGAUUAUACGCAGCGGCCGGCAGGGAAUGGUAAUCCUGCGGAGUAUGCUUUUAUUCAGAUUAUGUUGCAUGGUGUUUGGCUUAAUGCGUCUGCCGCGAGGCUUUGGCGGUUUACUGGAGGGAGGAUCAAUGAUAAGAUAUUCCACUACCAAGUUGGCGGGGAGUGGUGA